Molecule: messenger RNA, 462 nt
Organism: Entamoeba nuttalli P19
Lineage: Eukaryota; Evosea; Mastigamoebida; Endamoebidae
Exons: 1
Coding region: 1-462 (153 amino acids)
Source: RefSeq, a predicted model, not a curated record
AUGGCUAUAACCCUCCCUCCUUCACUUGCUGGAAUAUUACCAAAAUAUCAACGAGUUGUAAUAAAUUGUACAUCUCCUGAAUAUAGAGAGUUAUCAGCUCAAAUUCAUAUGGCAUUACUUCCAUUAAUUAAUACAAUUGCUAUACUUCAUACACCAUAUCAAUCAUGUUCUGAACAUUCAUUUAAACAAUUCCAAAAAGAUGAUAAAACUUUGGUAGUUGAAGUUGGAGGAAUUUGUGAACAACGAAAUAAUGUCUAUAUUUAUCCAUUAAAUAUUCCUGCUAUUCAAUCAAUUCCAAUUGAUAAUGUUACUAUUAUCAUUGUAGAACCUUCAUUAAUGGAAAAAUAUAGUUUUAUGAAGUCUUUAAACAAAGAGUAUUUAGUAGUUGAUAUGAAAGAUGCAUUAAUUAUUAGAGAAAAAGCAAUAAAAAAUGUUUGUUAUUAUUUAAUUUAUGUUGUAUGA